Alternaria viburni is the source of this 951-nucleotide messenger RNA. RefSeq lists its product as uncharacterized. The coding region runs from base 1 to 951 and encodes 316 amino acids. The transcript has a single exon. NCBI's taxonomy places the organism in Eukaryota, Fungi, Ascomycota, Dothideomycetes, Pleosporales, Pleosporaceae. The record is from RefSeq and is a predicted model, not a curated record.
AUGGCCUCCCACCUGCCUGACGAUCCCGACGCGAUUGAGCGCCUUCUUGAACCUCUGCGUGCCCAAAGAGAAGUCAGCAGACUGCGGCGUGAAGAGAUCGACCAAAGGUUGGACAAUUGCACCAGUGACCAGCGUUUUGCGGAGCUCCUGGAGAAAGAGAAUUUGCCUAGCCGUCAUGAACAACGAAAGAGGGUUCGCACCUUUGUCAAAACCCAUCGUCUCGGGGUAACAACAGAUCCAGCUGCCACAAUUAGCCAUCAGCAUACCGACGCUAGGCAGGGGUCAGAGGUGCCAAAACUGCAAGGGCACCAAGAUCCGUCUCGGAGGACAGUGCCAAAGAAGAGCGCAGGGAAACGGCAAGCCAGUGCCGAAGACGUUUUGCGCAGUCGAUCAAAACGUCCAUCUCGCCGCUCUGAAGAGAGCGACUGCCCGUUUGCUAGCGAUGCCGAACCCGAAAGCUACGUGCCUACGAUUGCCCCUUCGAAGCUUCGUGCCAAAGAAUACCCAAUUGCGAUACUGUUGCCUGUCCAAGGUGGACGCAACGUCGUCAUACGCAACGGCAUUCCUGAUCGGCUUACGACACUGCUUCGCAAUGAAGUCAAGAAAUGGCUGACGAACGACUUGUGCAUCAGAGCUUGGAACGAUGCCGAUUCGGAAAGGAAUGCUGCUUGCAUGCUCAUAACUGCAGAGAAAUUGAUCGUCUCUGAUAAUCUGCCGAAGGGCCAAGAGCCUACCAGAGCGUGCCGAAACUGCUCCACAAGCGUCGAGGACGGUGGUUUAUACGACCCAAGGCCUUGCGCCAUGCUACGGGCGGAUGCAAAGGGGGAGUACAUACUGGUCCUGCCCUUGCCAGAGGAUCUGCGAGAGGGAAAGGGGUGGAAGGAGAGGGGUUUCUGGGUGAAUGAGACGCCACGAGCUCCUUUCCCCCGGUUCGAUGCUUUGCGCGCGUGA